Molecule: messenger RNA, 2221 nt
Organism: Pollicipes pollicipes
Lineage: Eukaryota; Metazoa; Arthropoda; Thecostraca; Pollicipedomorpha; Pollicipedidae
Product: neuroglobin-1
Exons: 3
Coding region: 543-1121 (192 amino acids)
Molecular function (GO): heme binding; oxygen binding
Source: RefSeq, a predicted model, not a curated record
CCAGAACCUGAGACCAGGACCGGCAGAGACCUCGCCCGAGGCCUCAGCGCGUUCUGUGGCCCAUUGGCUGGAGCUGGACGAGCGCGGUGGCAAGGGCAGGCAGCUCCAGAAGCAGUCAUCGCAGCCCGCAGGUUCAGGAGGUGAACGGCGCAGACCCGCACCGUCCAGUGAUCUCAGGAGAGCGACUCUGUUACUGCGCGAUGACCCACGGCCGCUCAGUUCGUCCCGGAGAGCGAGCCACGUGACGAAGCGUGGCGGCCCGGCCCGUCAUACCGACUUCCGCUGAUCGAGGUGCAUGCCAGGAUCGCUGGGCCUCACCGUCCGUCCCGGUCUCUCUCCUCUGCGGGGACCUCAGUCCAAGCCGGACACGUGCUCUAGCAGGCUCCCUCCGCCCACGUACGGCACGCGCCACGCGCCUGCGGCUGCGCACCCGUGCCGCGAGGAACACGUGCAAUGGAAGGUAGCGGUGAGCGCUGAGCGGCCUCCGAGGCUCGGGCGUGCACGCGCCUCUCUUGGUGGACUCGAGCGCCCGCUGGACCAGGAUGGGCGGCGGCGCCAGCAAGGGGAAGGCGAAGAGCGGCCGCGGCGGCGGCAAGGCGGUCAUGGAGCCGCCGCCAGCGCCGCCGGCGGCCGACCCCCGCCUUCCACUCACCAUUCGCCAGAAGUUCAGCAUCGUCAAGUCCUGGAAGGGCAUCAGCAGGGCCAUGGAGUCCACCGGCAUCUACAUGUUUGUCAAGCUGUUUGAGGAGCACGAGGCGCUGCUGAACUUCUUCGAGAAGUUUCGCGAGCUGCGCACCAAGGACGAGCAGGCGGAGAGCCUGGAGUUGGCCGAGCACGCGGCGAUGGUGAUGGCCACCCUGGACGAGAGCAUCCGCGCCCUGGAGGACAUGGACGCCUUCUUCGUGCUCCUGCAUCAGGCUGGUGCUGCUCACACCAAGGUGCCUGGCUUCAAGACCGAGUUCUUCUGGAAAAUCAAGAACCCGUUCUUGGAGGCCGUCAAAGUAACUCUUGGGGACGCCUACACAGACAAUAUGGACAGCAUUUACAGAAUCACCAUCGACUUCGUGCUGAGCACGCUGGUAGAGGGAUUCGAGAAGGCAGAGAGUGCGGCGAACUCCUGAGCAGCGAACCCGUGAGAUGUGUAACGCUCAGUCCCAGCCGUCGGCUCUCCUGGCCGGCGCCCGGUGACCUUCGGGGUCACGUGACCGCAGCUGGCCAAUCGAGUGCGUGUUCAGUGACGUCAGACGGUCAACGCCGGCCGUCUGUUCGCGCCGAGGCCCGCACGUGGCGGGCAGCGGGACGGUGCGCGGCCACCGGCGGAUGUACACGGUGAUUAGCGAGGUGGCGUGUCGUGCGAGCGUGCGCGGGCCAGCGCCCUCUUCCUAGGAGAUAACAGCGUUUAUUGCGGUCUGCGUGUGCUACCCGCGAGUCGUGUAUUGUGGUCUGCGUGUGUCAUUCUCGAGUCGUUUCCAUGGCAGCAGAUUGUCACCGCGGAACACCGGUCCAUCGGGCUUCGCCGCUGGAGGCGGAGCGGGACCAUGAGAGGCGCUGUGAUGCGUGACACCCAACCUCAGACAGGGAUGAGGGAUCCAGGAAAGCUUCCGAGGAUCGCCCACUUCUGACGCGGGAGCGAAUCUUUUAUAGACUGUUCGCAUUGGCAUGUUUGUUCCGCUUUUGGCGCGCGCUGGUGUCGGGCGCCCGUUCAUUGGACAAGGACGACCGAGCCAUAACCGCACGUUUGUUUACGCCAUAUUUCUUUUUGAAAACGCCGCAUUUGUCGUCACGUAUCGUCACUGCUCGCAGGAUAUGCUUUCCUGUAUCCUAUCUGGUCACGUAGGGCAUUCUUCUAGAGGAGUUUUGGUUGCCGGCUUAAAUGCUUAGUGGUAAUUUAUUCUUAUAUUUGUGGACGAUCUGUAGUUCUGAAGUCGAGGGUAGCUUCUUGGAAACCUUGCUGCAUAGCCGCUUACCCAUUUGAGAUUAUGCAAGCGGACGUUCGAAGCCCAGGUAUGACUUUCAUCGCGACGAGCAAUCUGUCUUAGACCGUCGAUUUAAGCACCCUCGGGUAUGCAUUCAUUCGGGGCCACACAUUCUCUCAGACGUGACCUGCUUUUGACAAGCGUCCGAAGCACGCGGAAAGGCUUGUGCGAAUAGCCCUAUGAAAGCCAUCGGGAGGUCCGUGCAGAUUUUAGGUCGAUGUUUUGCACGACAUCCCCGGUGGUCG